Molecule: messenger RNA, 786 nt
Organism: Thrips palmi
Lineage: Eukaryota; Metazoa; Arthropoda; Insecta; Thysanoptera; Thripidae
Exons: 5
Coding region: 224-655 (143 amino acids)
Source: RefSeq, a predicted model, not a curated record
GCUAAUCGGUCAGUGCCAGUCUGCCAGUCCAAUCCGCCUGCGCCUCGGUGCUCGUCGAGUCGAGUCGCCCCGUCUGCGUCCGUGCCGCCCCAGCCACCCCUGCCGGUGCCGGUCCCCGUCCCCAUCGGCCACAUCCCCCAGCUGCAGCUACUGCAGCCCGCCCGUUCCGCCGUCGCAGUGUCUGCAGUGCCUUGGCCGCCCCGAACAUUCACCCCCCGUUCUUAUGUGUAUGGUGACCGACGCCGUCGUCGCCGAGCCGGGCGUCGCGCCCUCCCCUCCCCCCACCCCGUCCCUCUCGCUCCGGCAGCUCAAGGACAUCCUGUUUGACACCUGUACAGGCUGCCACCAGUCGCAGGCCCAGGACGACAUGAGCGCCAUACCGCACGGGGUGCUGGCGGCACGGGCAGUGUCCGCCAACAACGCCAAACGGGUGGACCCCGGCAGAUCUGAAUUAGCUUGCGAAGACCCUCCCCUGAAGUACAACAGCAAGCUAAUGAAUUCCAUCUGGGGCCUGUACAAUCGUUACUCCGUGCACAACUUCAAAAAGAAUACGGAUGGGGAAUUCAUGAAUAAUAAUUUGGGGAGCCAUCAGCAGAUGCUUAUUACUGUCACUGCUGCGGCUCCCCUGAGCGGUGCUCUCCUGAACGUGCAAUGAGUGCAGAAGGGAAAAGCACCAUUAAACAAGGCAGCGAUGCGUCUUCGGCGGGCUGUCUCAUAACCAACACAUCAUCAAAUUGUACCUGUACCGCAUUUUCUCAAAUCGAUUAAAAUUCUUUAUGACUGACA